ACAGGGUGGGGAGGGACGCGCGGCAUUGCCGUCGGGAACUGGCGUUCCUGUGAAGUAGGAGCCGCCGGCCUUCCGCCUGUACCCGGGCCGUUCGGCGCCGGGCCACACAGCGUCUGCCAUGGCCGGAGCCGGCGUGUGGAAGCGCCUCAAAUCUCUGCUGAGGAAGGAUGAUGCGCCGCUGUUUUUAAAUGACACCAGCGCCUUUGACUUCUACGGUGAGGUAGGGGACGAGGGGCUUUCUCGGUUUAACAAACUUCGAGUGGUAGUAGCCGAUGAUGGUUCUGAAAUCUCAGAAAGGCCUCUUAACGGGGCGCACCCAGCCCUCCAGGCUGACGACGAUUCCUUAUUGGACCAGGACUUACCUUUGACCAACAGUCAGCUGAGUUUGAAGGUGGACCCCUGUGACAACUGCAGCAAGCAGAGAGAGUUACUAAAGCAGAGAAAGGUGAAAACCAGAUUGACCAUUGCUGCCGUCCUUUACUUGCUCUUCAUGAUUGGAGAACUUGUAGGUGGAUACGUUGCAAAUAGCCUAGCAAUUAUGACAGAUGCGCUUCAUAUGUUAACUGACCUAAGUGCUAUCAUACUGACCCUGCUUGCUUUGUGGCUGUCUUCAAAAUCACCAACCAAAAGAUUCACCUUUGGAUUUCAUCGCUUAGAAGUUUUGUCAGCUAUGAUUAGCGUGCUAUUGGUGUAUAUACUUAUGGGAUUCCUCUUAUAUGAAGCUGUGCAAAGAACUAUCCAUAUGGACUACGAAAUAAAUGGAGAUAUAAUGCUCAUUACUGCAGCUGUUGGAGUUGCAGUUAACAUAAUAAUGGGGUUUCUGUUGAACCAGUCUGGCCAUCGUCAUUCCCAUUCUCACUACACACCUUCCAAUUCUCCUACCAUGAGUUCCGGGCAUGGACACAGCCAUGGGCAGGAUAGCCUGGCAGUGAGAGCUGCAUUUGUACAUGCCUUGGGUGAUUUGGUACAGAGUGUUGGUGUUCUAAUAGCUGCAUACAUCAUACGAUUCAAGCCAGAAUACAAGAUUGCUGAUCCCAUCUGUACAUACAUAUUUUCAUUACUUGUGGCUUUUACAACAUUUCGCAUCAUAUGGGACACAGUAGUUAUAAUACUAGAAGGUGUGCCAAGCCAUUUGAAUAUAGACUAUAUCAAAGAUGCCUUGAUGAAAAUAGAAGAUGUUUAUUCAGUGGAAGAUUUAAAUAUCUGGUCUCUCACAUCAGGAAAAUAUACUGCCAUAGUUCACAUACAGCUAAUUCCUGGAAGUUCGUCUAAAUGGGAGGAAGUACAGUCCAAAGUAAAACAUUUAUUAUUGACCACAUUUGGCAUUUAUAAAUGUACUAUUCAGCUUCAAAGUUAUAGACAUGAAAUGAUCAGAACUUGUGCCAAUUGUCAGAGUUUAAGUCCCUAAUUUCGUGUGCUCUGGGGACUACUGCCUUAUUUAUCCUGCAGUCACAGACUUGAGAGCAAUAAAUCCAAACCUAAAU
Molecule: messenger RNA, 1484 nt
Organism: Orycteropus afer afer
Lineage: Eukaryota; Metazoa; Chordata; Mammalia; Tubulidentata; Orycteropodidae
Gene: SLC30A4
Product: solute carrier family 30 member 4
Biological process (GO): zinc ion transmembrane transport; response to zinc ion
Cellular component (GO): plasma membrane
Molecular function (GO): zinc ion transmembrane transporter activity
Source: RefSeq, a predicted model, not a curated record